AGGCGGUCCAGAGCCCCAGCGCUCGCAAACACUGGCUUCCCUGCUGGCGGAGCGCUUGUAACUUAAAACCUCCCGCAGCCUCUCGGCUCCACACAAGCCCUCCGCUGCCCGAGCAGACAGGCAGUCCUCCAGGGUCCAGCUCCGCGCCCGCGACCGGACCGAGCCAGCCAGCCAGACGCAGGACUGACCUGAGUGCAGCCCGAGAGGUCCAAGUAGAUGAUCCUGUGACAGCCCUUCCCUGUGGCCAGGGACUGCAGCUGUAACCAACCAGCCGAGGCUCGUCUUUCAGAGAAACCGCCACAGCCGCUAGAGCAGCCGUCCAGCCGACAACGGGCAUGCGGGUGAUCGCCCUGCUGGUCCUCCUGGCCCUCGGGUCGGCCGAGGUCAGGAAGGCCAGGCCCGGAGGCAGGCGGGGCGGGGGGAGGAGCGGCAGGCGGGAGGGCACCGUCAAGCGCUUCGCCGGCGAGUGCAAGGAGUACACCGAGGCGGGGGACAAGUACCUGGACUGCCAGGACAGGCACCUGUCCGCCGUGGUCAUGGGCUGGCCGGAGGACACGGUGCACCUGCUGCUGGCCCGAAACAAGAUCCAGGUGCUGCGGGACGACACCUUCUCCCAGUUCAGGAACCUAAAGAGCCUGGACCUGCAGCAGAACCAGAUCAACAUGAUCGAGGAGGGCGCCUUCGCCGGCCUCGACCAGCUGACCACCCUGCUCCUGCAGCACAACCGCCUGCAGGUGCUGACCGAGGAUGUGCUUAUCCCGCUGCCCCGCCUCAAGCACCUGCGCGUCUACGACAACCCCUGGAGCUGCCGCUGUCACCUGGACAGCCUGGUGCGCCACCUGCAGGUGCCCAGCCACCGCAACCUGGGCAACUACGCCAAGUGCGCCGAGCCCGCCAACCUCAGGGGCCAGAAGCUGAAGCGGGUGAAGGUGGAGCUGCUCUGCCCCGAGCUGGAGAAGAACAACCUGAAGCCCGAGGAGAUCCCGCAUAAGCCCAUCAUGGGCGACAAACACGUGGACGCCACCACCAGCUGCCGCACCUACAUGUUCCCCAAGCCCCUCCUGGACUGCAGGAACCAAGAUCUGAAGAAUGUUCCAGCUGACCUCCCCUCUGACAUAGUCAAGAUGGACCUCUCCAAAAACAGCAUCAGACAGCUCAAAGCCAAAGAGUUUGUGGCUGCCAAGGACCUGAAAUUACUGAACCUCAGCAGCAAUAACCUUGACCGUAUUGAUACAGCCGCGUUCUCUGGCCUCCUGUACCUUAGAGAGCUGGACCUCUCCAACAACAGCCUGCGCUUCUUCCAGUACGGGGUCCUGGAGGACCUGUACUUCAUCAGGAAGCUGAUGCUGGGAGACAACCCCUGGAUAUGUGACUACAACAUCCACUACCUGAUCUACUGGCUGAAGCACCACACCAACGUGGAGUACUCGGGCCUGGUGUGCAGCUCCCCGCCCGAGUACAGCGGCUGGCCGGUGGAGAACUACGUCAAGACCUACAACGCCGAGUGUCCCAAAGACAUACUGCUGGGACUGACGGACACGGCCCAGGAGCUCACCGCCGAAACCGAGGAGGAGGAGAUAGAGAACCUCCCCCGACCUCUAACCACCCGUAAGAAAUUCGAAAUCAUAAGGUUGAGUUAAAAAGAGACAAACUGGCCAUUCCCCCCCCCCCCCCCCCCCCCCCCCCACUGUAAGAACUGCAUUUUUUUUUGUAGGACAGUCUAAUUUAGUCUGUAUCAGAUCGAAGCUCAUUCUUCUGUUCUAAGUCAUCACUUACAGAGAACGAUUGCUGUUUUCUUUUUAGUUUGUUUUUUAAAUGGUAAUAUUUCAUACUGAGACUAAUUUGUAUAAAAGUGAUGACCUUUUUUUACUUCGGGUUUUUCUUCCUGUCAACAAAAUAAACCUGGCUGUUUUCUGAA
Anguilla rostrata (American eel) is the source of this 1918-nucleotide messenger RNA. RefSeq names its product leucine rich repeat containing 17 (gene lrrc17). The coding region runs from base 336 to 1640 and encodes 434 amino acids. Lineage: Eukaryota; Metazoa; Chordata; Actinopteri; Anguilliformes; Anguillidae. The record is from RefSeq and is a predicted model, not a curated record. Gene Ontology annotation, cellular component: plasma membrane. Gene Ontology annotation, molecular function: protein binding. The transcript has 4 exons.